Messenger RNA from Strongylus vulgaris, 318 nucleotides. The record is from the annotation of a GenBank genome assembly. Lineage: Eukaryota; Metazoa; Nematoda; Chromadorea; Rhabditida; Strongylidae.
UUAAUACUGUGUGAUGAUCGUGAUGCGCUGGCCAGAAGCACAAUUUACGGUGUGGUGGUUCCCGUAGUUCUCUUCCAACUCGCAACGAAGGUUGUUUUUCGUAAAUGGGCUGAGCGUUUCUCAUCGUUGUUCGACGAUCAUAGCCACGACCAUGAGGUGGACACCGCUAAGCAAGAAGAAGCCACACGAGUGAUUAACUUGAUGCGACCUACUGCUGAGCGAAUACGUCGUGAAGAACAGCAAAAACUGGGGAUCGUUAUUAUAGACGCAAGGUUCAUCCUUUCAUCAUGUCAUACUUUACAUAUCAGAUCAUUUUAG